Molecule: messenger RNA, 2428 nt
Organism: Salvia miltiorrhiza (redroot sage)
Lineage: Eukaryota; Viridiplantae; Streptophyta; Magnoliopsida; Lamiales; Lamiaceae
Exons: 14
Coding region: 258-2045 (595 amino acids)
Cellular component (GO): cytoplasm; mitochondrion
Molecular function (GO): ATP hydrolysis activity; ATP binding
Source: RefSeq, a predicted model, not a curated record
GAGAGAGAGUGAGAUGUGUCGUUAAUGGUGAAGUUGCGGCUGAAGCGGAAGCCACGUCAGUGAGUCCUGCUGCUUUUGGACAACUUUCGACAAACAUAACUACUCACAUCGCCGCUUCUUAACUAACACCUCAAUCAAACCAAACAUUCAUUCACACAAAAUUCCUUCUCCAAAAUAAUUCCCUUUGAUCUCAACGAGAAAUAGGAAUAAAAAACGCCAUAGAUUAGAUUAGCUAGAAAAGGUUCGAAUUGGGAGAAAUGAAGAAACUCUUGAUGUCUGUUUCGUCUAAAUUCUCUUACCAACCCUCCAAAAUUCGUGUUGCUCAAUUCAGGUUUUACUGCGAUCGCCCACCUUCUUCUCUCUCCAACCACCCUGGGCCGCUUGCUUAUUAUAAGAGUCUCGUUAAUCAAGGGAAGUUGAAACAUGAUUCUUAUCAGGAAAAGGUUGCUUUUCAGCUGGAGAAUUUGCUCGGGAGGCUCGACCAGUAUGAGAAAGAUAUGGAGGAAUACCACGUAAACCUUGCUAAAUGGGAAGAGAAUCGAGAAAAUGAGAGACGGAGACUUUUGUUGGAGGAAGCCAAAACAAAACAGCAGGGAGGUGCAUCAUCAUCUAUGAGCAGGCGACGGAAGUUUCUGAACAAGUGGCUCUCACGAAAUCCUGAUAGUGUUGAGCCUGGCGUGGGGAAGUGGGUGUCAUAUCUGAACAGAGAAAAGAAACUAGAUUUGAUGGUUGGACAACGUCCUACUGCUCCACCAGCCCCAAAAGGAUUGUACAUUUAUGGAAACGUUGGAAGUGGAAAGACAAUGCUCAUGGACAUGUUUUACGGUGCCACAGAGGGAAUUGUUCAACAUCGGACACGGCUUCAUUUUCAUGAGGCUAUGCUUCAAAUUCAUGAUCUCAUGCAUAAAGUGUGGAAGAGUCGAAAGACGGAGGAGUCUUUUCAAUCUAGCAUUUCCAACUGGGUUAUGAGUCUUCCAUUCGAUACAAAAGUUAAGGAAUGGCUGGUUGAAGAAGAGAAAUAUAAGCAAGAGAUGAAUAUGAAAAACAUUCUUCCAGCUGUUGCCGACAAGUUUCUCACUGAUGCACAAGGACAUCGAAGAGGAGCUAGUAUUCUUUGCUUUGACGAAAUACAGACAGUUGACGUAUUUGCUAUUGUGGCCUUAUCUGGAAUCGUGAGCAGAUUAUUGAGCACGGGAACUGUUCUUGUGGCUACAAGUAAUCGCGCUCCAAGGGAUUUAAAUCAGGAUGGCAUGCAAAAAGAGAUAUUUGAAGACCUUCUGGUCAAGAUGGAGGAGCACUGUGAAAAUAUUCUGAUUGGAAGCGAAAUUGAUUACCGGCGUCACAUAGCACUAAGUUCAAUUGAUCAGACUCAUUACUAUUGGCCUCUCGAUAGCACCAAAACGAAGGAAUACGAAAGUAUGUGGAACAAGAUUGUUAAAGAGUCUGGAGGGAGGGUCACUUCUCAAACUCUUCCGAUGAUGUUUGGAAGAACAUUGGAAGUCCCUCAGAGCUGCAACGGGGUGGCACGGUUCACAUUUGAAUAUCUAUGUGGUCAACCGAUCGGGGCAGCUGAUUAUAUUGCUAUUGCCAAAACCUUCCAUACUGUCUUCAUAGCAGAUAUUCCUGUUAUGAGUAUGCGUAUCCGAGAUAAGGCAAGAAGGUUUAUCACCCUCGUCGAUGAGCUGUACAAUCACCAUUGUUGCCUAUAUUGUUCCGCUGCUGCUUCCAUAGAUGAUCUAUUCCAAGGAACCGAAGAGGGUGUCUUGUUUGAUUUAGAAAGCUUUCAAUUUGAAACAGAAACAGAAAGCACGAAACUCAGACGAGAUGUUUCCUCAGAAGGCAGUGUGAGCACAGGAGGAACACCCACCGCGAUUAUUUCCCUUCUGUCUGGUCAAGAGGAGAUGUUUGCAUUCAGAAGAGCUGUUUCGCGUCUGAUUGAAAUGCAGUCGUCGUUAUACCUUGAAGGCGUACGCUACAUUCAUCCUUAUUACCAGGGAAAGGAACGAGGUUCGGAGAUAGACAUCACAAAUACCAUUCUUUCUUAAGAUGCAAUCCUUAUCGUAAUUCGUGCAUUGCACGGGUGCUAAAUACUCGACUUCAUUCUCAUUUGUCGAACUAUCCGACCAUUUUGAUCGGAUAGUAGAUUGAAAUAAAUGUCUUACAUGUGCGAUGCUUCGCAGACUUGAUCUUGAAAGUGUUGGUGAAAUUCGAUUCGAUUCGUGACUUCUCAGUCACGAACUCAUAUUUUUUCACAUAAGCUAAGAUCUAUUAGUACGUGACCCUAUCAUUAAAUUUGGAGAUUAGCAACUUCUUAAUACAUAUAGUUUCAUAUACUAUAUAGAUAGAUAUAUUUCACUUGUAUUGGAUACAAUAUAUUUGUAUGGUUAAAAUUGAAGUUUCCUACCUUAUUGAAAUUGAGAUUGUGUCA